GUAGCUGGCUGUCUCCGCCACCCACCCGUCCAGACCAGCACCCCUCCCCCACCCCGCACUGUGAUGACGGUUUUACACACUCAGUGGAUUACAGAUGUUCUAUAAUUUCUCGUCGGUUGGAAAGAUUCAAUGUUCUCUCAGAAGAUAACGGCUUGUGGUUUCCGGGAGAGGCCUGUUUGUUUCCGUUUAGUGUGCCGCAGAAUAGGCGGCGGAGGAGUGUGGAGAAGGGGGGAGAGAGAGGGCAAGUGACGUAAGAGAGGGGGAAAAAGAGGGGAAAGGAGAGGGGUAGAGAGAAGGGAAAGAGAGAGAGGGAGAGAAAGAGUGACAGGCAGAGUGAAUGGGGGGGGGCGAGAGGAGAGAUGAGCAGAAAUUGGGACAUUUGCUUUCAAUGAAUCAAGGUACAGUGAUAACUUUUGAUUCGCAUCCCGUCCAUAAAGAUCACUUCAUCACCUCGGGACUGGGAGUGCGGGGUCGCGAAAUGUGAAGGGACAAUUAAUUAAAUGAACGAAUCAUACAGACCAAUUAAUUACAACACUGAAUUAGGGAGAUUGUCAAGUUAGUGGUUCAUCUCUCAGGAAGUCAGCAUGUUCGACGUGUGUGGGGUCUUUGAUAAUGUGGACUGUUUUAUUGAGGCAGAGAGAUGUGUAAACAGUCCAUAGUUUCCAUGAUGUACUGAACUUGUUCACAGCUCUCUGCAGUGUUUCCGGUGGUGGCCAGUGCUGUUGCCGUGACAACACGACUAGUUUCCGCACAGGAUGUGUUCUGUAAAAACAGAUGAUGGUCGUCCAGGAGGAGCCGAUUUUCUUCAGCCUCUCAAAGAAGCAGAGAGGCCGCUGAGCUUUCUUGGCGAUAGUGUCCUUGUGGCUGGACAAGGACAGGCUGUUAGUGGUGUUCACUCUCAGGAGAUUGCAGCUCUCAACCCCCUUAUCCUCUGCCGUUGAUGUAAACAGGAAUGUCUGCAUGGCCCCGGCUGACUUCCUGUUGUCAGUAACCAGCUCUGUUGUGUUGGUGAAAUGGAGGGGGUGGGGAGUGUUGAUACCAGGUCACAAAUCUCUCCAGCUCCGACCCGACACGCGGGUGGAGAAGGUUUACUGGAGUAAAUUCCAACCGUGUGCAAACAGCACUGGCUAUGUGAACACGGGUGGAUCUGUCCAGACGGACUGAAGGGUCUAUUUACGCGCUUUCCCCGAAUCUCGUCCUUCUCUCUCACUUUUCUCACUCUCACCUUCCUCUCUCUAGUCUCUCUGCGUUUCUCCUCUCUCAUCCCAAACUCUACUAUCCCCCCUCACUCUCCUCCAUUACUCCCCACUCCCACUGCCUUACACCACUCUCACACUCAACCCUCACCCUCUGCUUACUCCCUACCUUCCUGAAUCCUGCAUCACUCAUAUGAAACAUAUUCCUCCCGCGCCCUCCUCAUCCAGGCGAAAGGCUUUAUCUGCUGUCGCUUCCGCAGGACACGGAUUUACUCAACUUCCGGUGACUCUGAUUCACUGUCAAACCCUCAGCGGAGAGGGAGGGAGAGGGGAUUUAUCAGGCCAUUGGGAAGAGGGAGAAACAAAGAUGGUGUAAUUGGGAAGGGGGCAAGGGAAGAGGGAGACUAAGGGAUGACGACAUGUGGGGAGAGGAAAGUCUGUAGAAGGAGGAGAGAUAGAAUGGGUAAAGAGCUCGGGGGAUGUUCAGAAGCAGGAGAUACUGGGAUGAUGGAGAAACAGGGCUGAAUGGAACCAGACAGGAGAAGAAGUUCACUCACCCUCUCCAUCUCCCUCUCCCUAUCCGUCCCCAUCUCUCAUUCCCCCUACUCUCUCGCCUUCUCCCUCUUUCUUUGUCUCACUCUCUCUCUCUUUUUCUCUCUCCCUCUCCGUUUCUCUCAGUUCUCUCUGUCUCCCUCUCCAUCUUAUUCUUUCUCUCUCUCUAUCACUCGGCCUCUCUCAUUCACUCUCUCUCUCUGCCUCCCUCUCUCACUCUCUCUCAAUCUCUCACUCCCUUUCCCUCUGUCUUCCUCUGUCUCUCCCUCUCCCCACCCUCUCUCUAUCUGUCUCCCUCUCCCUCUCAUUCUCUCUCCCCUCUUCCUCUCACUUUCUCUCCUCUCCCUUUCUCUCCUCUCCCUCUCUCUAUCACUCUCUCUGUCUCUCUCUUCCCCUCUCUAUCUGUCUCUCUCUCUCUCCCUCUUUCUCUGUUCCUGUCUCUCUGCCUGGACCUCUCUCUGUGUCUUGCUCUCCCUCUCUGUCUCUCCCUCUCUCCAUCUCUCACUCACUCUCCCCCCUCUCUGUUCCUCUCUCUGCCUCUCUCCCUACCCUCUCUUUAUGCCUGUCUCUCUCUCAAUCUCUCUGUCUCCUCCCUCUCUCUGUCUCUCUCACUCUCUCCCUCUCUUUCUCUCACUCUCACCCUCUCUGUCUGUCUCGCCCUCUCUCUCUCUCUCUCUGUCUUGCUCUCCCUGUCUCUCUCUCUCACUCUCUCCCCCCUUUCUCUCUCUGUUCCUCUCUUUCCCUCUCUCUGUCUCUCCCUCUCUGCCUCUCUCACUCUCUCUCCCUCUGUCUCACUCUCUCCCCACCCUCUCUCUCUAUGUCUGUCUGUCUCUCUCUCUCAAUCUCUCUCUGUCUCUUCCCCUCUCUAUCUGUCUCUGUCUCUCUCUUUUACUCUUCCAUUCUCUCUCCCUCUCUCUCCCACUCCCUCUCUCUCUCACUCUCACCCCACCCUCUCCCUCUCUCUGUCUCCCUCUCUUUCUCUCUGUCUCACUCUGUACCUCUCUCUCCCUCUCUCUGUCUCUCUCCCUCCCCUCACUCUGUCUCUCCCUCUUUCCCCACCCUCUCUCUCUCUGUCUGUCUCUCUCCCUCUCCCUCUCACCCUUCCUCUCUCUCUUUCUCUCUCUCUGGCACUGUUCCUCUCCCUCUCUCUUUCUCUCUCUCACUCUAUCCCUGUCUCCCCCCCAGUUCUCUCUCUCCCUCUCCCUCACACUCUCUUCCCUCUCCCUCUCUCUAUCACUCUCUGCCUCUCUCACUCAGUAUCUCUCUCUUCCCCGCUCUGUCUGCCUCCUCCUCCCUCUCACUCUCCCAAUCUCUCUCUCCCUAUCCCUCAGUCUUUCUCUGUCUCUCUGUCUUCCUCUCUCUCCCCACCCUCUCUCUGUCUCUGUCUCACUCUCUGUUCCUCUCACUCUGUCUCCCUCUCUUUCUAUCAUUAUCUCACCCUCUCUGUCUAUCUCUCCCUCUGUCUCUCUGUUCCUCUCUCCCUGUCUCUCUCUCUCUCUCUCCCCACCCUCUCUCUCUGUGCCUGUCUCUCUGAAUCUCUCUCUGUCUCCCUCCCUCUCUCUGCCUCUAUCUCUGUCACUGUUCCUCUCUCCUCUCUCUCUGUCCCUCUCUUUCUCUCACUGUCUCACCCUCUCUGUCUCUCUCUCCAUCUCUUUUACUCUCUCUCCCCCUUUCUCUCUGUUCCACUCUCUCUCUGUCUCUCUCUUUCUGUCUCUCCCUCUGUCUCACUCUCUCCACACACUCUCUCAGUAUCCCUCUCUCUCUUGCUCUCCCUCUCUCUGUCUCUCUCACUCCCUAUUCCUCUCUCUCUCUCACUCCCUGUUCCUCUCUCUCUCACUCUCUGUUCCUCUCUCUGUCUCUGACACCCCUCUCUCUCUCACUGUCUCUCUCCCCUCUCUCUCUCCCCCACUGUCUCUCUGUCUCUCUCACUCUCUGUUCCUCUCUCCCUCUCUCUUCCUCUCUCUUUCUCUCCCUCUCUCCCCGCUCUCUGUCUCUCUCCCCCUCUCUCUGCCUGUCUCCUCUCUCUCUCUGCCUCUCCCUCUCGCCAGCUCACUCUCUGCCUCUUCUCUGUCCCUGUGUGUGUGUCUCUCUGUCUCUCUCUCUCCAUCUUUUUCUCACUCUCUCCCCACCAUCUAUCUGUCUCCCUCUCUCUCUCUCUGUUAACCUCUCUCUCUUCCUCUCUCUCCCUCUCUCUCUGCAACAGUCUCUCUAUCACUCACUGUUCCUCUCCCUCUCUCUCUACCCGUUAACUUUCUUAUCUCUCUGUCUCUCCCUCUCUCUCACUCUCUUUACAUAUACAAUUCCUCAAUUUCUCUAUCACCUCUUUUCCUCAUCCGUACUCUUUUGCACCCUCCCACUCUUUCCUCCAAACAUUCUUCCCCACACAGUCACUAACCUGCAUCGUUCCCUUAUUGUCUCUUACUCCGUUUAUGCCUAACCUUUCGCUUGUCUCUCGCUUUCUCCCCAAUUCCCCCUUUCCUGUAGCUUGCUGUCUCCGCCACCCACCCGUCCAGACCAGCACCCCUCCCCCACCCCGCACUGUGAUGACGGUUUUACACACUCAGUGGAUUACAGAUGUUGUAUAAUUUCUCGUCGGUUGGAAAGAUUCUCAGAAGAUAAAGGCUUGUAGUUUCUGGGAGAGGCCUGUUUGUUUCCAUUUAGUGUGCUGCAGAAUAGGCGGCGGAGGAGUGUGGAAAAGGGGGGAGAGAGAGGGUAAAUGAGGACGUAAGAGUGGGGGAAGAAGGGAGAGGAGAGGGGCAGAGAGAAGGGAGAGACAGAGAGAGAAAGCGAGAGAGUGACAGGCAGAGAGAAUGAGAGGAGGGGGGAGAGGAGAGGAGAGAUGAGCGUAAAUUGGCACAUUUGCUUUCAAUGAAUCAAGAUACAGUGAUAACUUUUGAUUCACAUCCUGUCCAUAAAGAUCAAUUCAUCACCUCUAAACUGGGAGUGCGGGGUCGCGAAAUGUAGGGAGACAAUUAAUUAACUUAACGGAUCAUACAGACCAAUUAGUCACAACACUGCAUUAGGGAGAUUGUGAAGUUAGGGGUCCAUCUCUCAGGAAGUCAGAAUGUUCGACGUGUGUGGGGUCUUUGAUAAUGCGGAAUGUUUUAUUGAGGCAGAGAGAUGUAUAAACAGUGUCCACAGUUCCCAUGAUGUACUGAACUUGUUCGCAGCUCUCUGCAGUGUUUCCGGUGGUGGCCAGUGCUGUUGCCGUGACAACACGACUAGUUUCCGCACAGGAUGUGUUCUGUAAAAACAGAUGAUGGUCGUCCAGGAGGCGCCGAUUUUCUUCAGCCUCUCAGAGAAGCAGAGAGGCCGCUGAGCUUUCUUGGCGAUAGUGUCCUUGUGGCUGGACAAGGACAGGCUGUCAGUGGUGCUCACUCUCAGGAGAUUGGAGCUCUCAACCCCCUUAUCCUCUGCCGUUGAUGUAAACAGGAAUGUCUGCAUCGCCCCGGCUGACUUCCUGUUGUCAGUAACCAGCUCUAUUGUGUUGGUGAAAUGGAGGGGGUGGGGAGUGUUGAUACCAGGUCACAAAUCUCUCCAGCUCCGUUCCGACACUCGGGUGGAGAAGGUUUACUGGAGUAAAUUCCAACCUUGUGCAAACAGCACUGGCUAUGUGAACACGGGUGGAUCUGUCCAGACGGACUGAAGGGUCUAUUUACGCGCUUUUCCCGAAACUCGUCCUUCUCUCUCACUUUUCUCCCUCUCACCUUCCUCUCUCUAGUCUCUCUCCGCUUCUCCUCUCUCAUCCCAAACUCUACUAUCCCUCCCCCUCACUCUCCUCCAUUACUCCCCACUCCCUCCGCCUUACACCACUCUCACACUGAUCCCUCAUCCUCUGCUUACUCCCUACCUUCCUGAAUCCUACAUCACUCAUAUGAAACAUAUUCCUCCCGCGCCCUCCUCAUCCAGCUGAAAGGCUUUAUCUGCUGUCCCUUCCGCAGGACACGGAUUUACUCAACUUCCGGUGACUCUGAUUCACUAUCAAACCCUCAGCGGAGUGGGAGGGAGAGGGGAUUUAUCAGGACAUUUGGAAGUGGAAGAAACAGUUGAGGGAGUUGGGAAGGGGGCGAGAGAGGAGGGAGACUGAGGGAUGACGAGAUGUGGGGAGAAAUAAUUAUGUAGAAGGAGGAGAGAGAGAACGGGUAAAGAGCUCGAGGGAUGUUGAGAAGCAGGAGAUACUGGGAAAAUGGAGAAACAGGAUUAAAUGAAACCAGACAGGAGAGGAAUUUCACUCUCACAUUCUCCACAUCCCUCUAUCACUCCCCCUCCUCUCUCUCUCUCUCUCCCUCUCCCCUUCUCCCUCUUUCUCACUCUCUCUCUCUUUCUGUCUCCUUCUCCCUCUGUCUCUCCCCCACUCUCUCUCUCCCCCUCUGAUACACUUUCUCUCCUCUGUCUAUCUCUCUCACCCUCUCCACACCCCCUCUCAUUCUCCCUCUCACUCUCUCCCCAUCUUCUCCCAUUCUGUCUCCCUCUCUCUCUGUUCCUCGCUCUCUCUGUCUCUCUUCCUCUCACUCUCCCUCUGACUCUCCCUCUCUCUCCCUCUCUGUCUUCCUCUCUCUAUCCCUCUUUCUCUGUGUCCCCCUCUCUCUCUCUCUCUUCCUCUGUCUCUCUCUCUCAGUGUACUAUAAAGGCACGGAGGAGGGAAGAAUAUGCAGUCUGGGAGAAAGGCGGAGCUGGGUUCACUGAAUGAAGCCAAUGCCGAUAUAAUCAAUUGCUGACUCGAUCAGUUUCACUCCUCCCUCUCCAUCUCUGUCUAACUCAUUUCCCUCUCUCCGUGGCCGAAGCACAAAUGUGAAAAUGGUGAGGGAAAAAAGAGAGUGAGGCAGAGAGAUGUUAAGAGACAAAGGGUAGACUAUAGUGGGGAGAAUGGGAGAGUGCGGGUAAGUAGGUUGAACAGGGUGACAGUGGGAUGAGCAAGUGGGUGUAGUGAUAGAGGGUGAAGAGAGGCACCGAGGGAAGGAGGAAGGAAGGUGGAGGGUAAGAACGUGAGCAAAGUGUGGGGAGGCAGAGAGGGAGAACAAUUUUACGUGAAAUUUGGGCAAGCAAGAGAAGGAGAGCAGGAGAGCGGGAACGGGGUGGGAUAGACAGGGAGGGAAGGACAGAGGGGAAAGGAAGGAGUGGAGUAGCGUGGAGGCGGGAGAGAUGGAGAGGGCUGGAGUGGAGGAGAGCGUGGGAGUGAUUGCGAGAGUAAUACACUGGAGAUAUUUUGUAUGUGUGUAUGUGUGUGAGAGAGUGAUAAAGGGGGAGACAGAGAGACUGCAAUGAACUGUCGGGGUGAGAGAGCGACAGAGGGAGUGAGAGCGCGUGGCAGACAUGGGUAAGAAUGGAGGAAGGGAGAGAGGUGCAGGAAGUGGGAAAGGAGAACAACACACACAAAAUGUUGGAGGAACUCAGCAGGUCAGGCAACCUCUAUGGAAAAUAAUAAAGAGUGGACGUGUCGGACCGAGAUCAGCAAGAUGAGCGGAUUCGAUCAGUGGGGAGUGGGAACUUCCUGAGGAUGCUGCGGGAUUGUUUGUUAGAUUACAGCAGACGUUGAUGGACUUUUGAUCGGUCAGGGCAUGAAAGGAUACGCGGCGAAGGCAGGAAAAUGCGGCUGGGAGGUAAAAUGGAUUUACCAUGAUGAAGCGGCAGAGCAGAUUUGAUGGGCCAAAUGGCCUAAUUCUGCUUCUGUCUCUCAUGGUCUUAUGGUCCAAGAGCAGCCUCUCAUUCAAUGAGAGCAAGAGCAAUGAACUGGUUAUGGACUUUGGAGGAGGAAACAGGAACCCAUGAGGCAAUCCUCAUCGGGGCUCAAAGGUGGAGACGUUCAGCAACUUUAAAUUCCACAGUGUUAACAUUUCAGAGGAUCUGUCCCGAGCCCGGGACACAAGUGCAAUUACAAGAAAGCAGGAACUGUCUGUCCUCAGUAGUAUGGCCCAGCACAUCACGGGUAAAACUCUCCUCACAACUGAGCACAUCUCUGAGGGCUGUUGUCGCAGGAAAUCAGCAUCCGUCAUCAAGGACCCCCACCACCCAGGCCAUGCUCUCUUCUCAAUGCUGCCAUCAGGAAGAAGGUGCAUGAGCCUCAGGAGCCUCAACCCCAGGUUCAGGAACAGUUAUUACACUCAACCAACAGGUCCUUCUUUCCUUUAACAAUAUUUUUUAUUCAGAAGAAAAAAAAAUUUAGAGUGCAACACAUAGAUACAUUUCAACAUAACUUGCUGUAUACAUAUAUAUUGUACUACAACAUAUAUUGUAGUAAAAUUGAUCAAAAUGUUAUAGCAUAACACAUAAAGGUAUACCACUCUAAUCAAAAAUUUAAAGAUAGGUCAUACAUCAUAAAAUAAUUUAUAUAUAUAUAUAUAUAUAUAUAUAUCUAUAAAAAGUCAACCCCCUACCAACUACCAAAGAAAAAAGCUGACGGAUGACAAUGGAUUAGAAAAAAAACGUAUUCACUUGAGAAGAGAACGUAAAUAUAUACGUAAAAGUAUAUUUAUAAAUAUUUAUAAAUUGGAAAAGUAAUUUAGGAAAGGUCCCCAAAUAUCAUAAAAAGUUUGUUUCAAAUUUAAGACUGAGCCGCAGAUCUUUUCUAAAUUUAAAUACAACAUAUAUUACGUAGCCAUUGAAGAUGUAUAGGAGGGGUAGACUCCUGCCAUUUAAGCAAGAUUGCUCUUCUUGCAAAAAGAGAGGUAAAAACUAAAACCUGUAGGUUACGAGUAUUUAAAGUUAUAUCUUCAUUUGCAAUAAUACCAAACAAGGCAGUAAGGGGAUUUGGGUCAAAUUGGACCCUAAAAAGUUGAGAGAAGGUAUGAAAUACUUCCGGCCAAAACUUUUCAAUUGCAGGGCAAAACCAAAACAUAUGAAUUAAAGAAGCAUCAGCAGAGUUAUUACGAAGUGGAGAAACAGUCGGGUAAAACCUGGAGAGCUUCUGUUCAGAAAUGUAAGCUCUAUGAACCACUUUAAAUUGUAGAAGAGAAUUACGAGCCCAGAAAGAUGAUUUAUUAACCCGUUUAAGAAAUUUAUUCCAUCUAUCAUCAGAAAUCUCACAAUUUAGGUCAUCCUCCCAAGCAUUUUUUUAUUUUAUCUAAAAGGUCUUGUCUAGAAAUCAAUCAACAAGUUAUAGAUACCAGUUAUAGAACGAUUAACAAAAGGUUUUAAAUUUAAAAGAUCGUCCAGUAAAAUUUUAUCAGGAUCUAUAGGAAAAGUAGCUAAUUGGAAACAUAGAAAAUCUCUAAUUUGAAGGUAUCUGUAAAAAUGUGAUUUUGGGAGUGCAAAUUUAUUUGACAAUUGGUCAAAUGAUACAAGAGAUCCUGAGAUAAACAAGUCCCAAAAACACUUAAUACCUAGUUCAUCCCAAUCCUUAAAGACUUUGUCAGUCAUGGAAGGGAUAAAACAAUAAUUAAGGAGAAUGGGAGAUGAUAAUGAAAAAUUCGCUAAACCAAAACAUUUUCUAAAUUGAGACCGGAUCCCUAAACUUUGCUAUUCCCACAACCAAUGGACACAAUCAACAGCUCUUCAUCUCAUGUUCUUGAUGUUUAUUUCGAUUAUUUUUUAGUUUUAUUUCUUUUGUAUUUGAAUUUUGUUGUCUUUUGCACAUGGUUGUUUUGUUUGUCCUGUUAGGGGCGAUUUUUCAUUCAUUUUAUAAUGGCUCUUGAGUUUACUGAAUUUACAAUAUAAUCAAAUCCCAGGAUUAUACAUGGUGACAUGCCUAUACUUUGAUAAUAAAUUUACUUUCCACAUUUUAAAUUGUACAUUUCAAUUUGUAAGUAACUCUGAAACACAAGAGCGGGUUGUGAGCUCAGUCUGCUGGGUAAAUUAUUUUGUUCUGAUCUGAAUGGUCGGCCCAACACUGUGACCCGUCUUUCGAGGCACACCAACUACUGGAAAUAUUCCUGAAUUGAACUGGAAAGCCUCAAAUACUCUGUCUCUCUGCUCAAGCGUGUGAACACACGUAGACACACACGCACACACACACGUUUCAAAACGUCGACAAUCAUACCAGUGCCCAAAAAUACCAGGGUGACCUGCCUGAACGACUAUCGCCCAGUGUCACUCACUACUGUGAUGAAGUGCUUUGAGGGGUUGGUCAUGUUCAAUCAACUCCUGUCUGUGUGCAGGGACCCACUGCAAUUUGCCAAUCACCACAAUCUGUCAACAAUUCUCACUGGCUCACACUCGGCCUUAGAUCACCUGGACAAUAGCAAUACACAAGUCAGGCUGCUGAUUACAGCUCAGCAUUCAACACAAUCAGACCCUCAAUUGUAAUCAACAAGCUCCAAAACCUGGGCCUCUGUACCUCCUUCUGCAACUGGAUCCUCACCAGGAGACCACAGUCUGUGUGGAUCAGAAAUAACAUCUCCUCCUUGCUGACAAUCAACACUGGCACACCUCAACGAUGCGUGCUCAGCCCACUGCUCUACUCUCUCUACACCCACGUCUGUGUGGCUAGGCUCAUCUAUAAACUUGCUGAUAACGCAAAAAUUUGGUGGAAUUUCAGAUGGUGAUGAGGAGGAGUACAGGAGUGAGAUAGAUCAGCAAGUUGAGUGGUAUCACAGCAACAACCUUGCACUCAACAUUAUGAAGACAAAGGAAUUGAUUGUGGAUUCAGGAAGGGGAAGUCGAGGGAACACACACCAGUCCUCAUCGAGGGAUCAGAAGUGAAACGGGUGAGCAGUUUCCAUUUCCUGCCUGUCAACAACUCUGAGGAACUAUCCUGAGCCCAACAUAUUGAUGCAGUUACAAUGAAGGCACAACAUCAGCUAUAUUUCAUUCGGAGACUGAGGGGAAUCGGUCUGUCACUAAAGACACUUGCAAAUUUCUACAGAUGUAGUGUGGAGAGCAUUCUAACUGGUUGCAUCACUGCCUGAUGUGGAGAGGCCACUGGACAGGAUCGGAAAACGCUGCAGAAAGUUGUAAACUCAGCCCGCUCCUUCAUGGGCACUGGACUCCACAACAUCCAGGAAACAUUGAAAAGAUGAUGCCACAAAAAGGUGGCACCCAUCAAUAAGGAUGCCCAUCACCGAGGACAUGCCUUCGGCUCAUUGCUACCGUCAAGGAGGAUGUACAGGACCCUGGAGACACACUCACCUGUUCAGGAAUAGCUUCCUCCCUCCACCAUCAGAUUUCUGAAUGGACAAUGUGCCGAUAAACACUUCCUCAGAAUUUUCCCUCACUUUUUGCACUACAUUUGAAAUAUAAUGUUACACAUACUAAUUGUAAUCUGUAGUUUUUAUUACUAAAUAUUGCUGACAAAUUUCACCACAAACGCCGCUGAUAUUAAACCUGAUUCUGAUACGCAAACACACACAGCUGGGCUCAGACAUACAACACUCCCACAUUCCUCCCUUUGUGACACCCUGCUUGCUCCGUGGCCCCCGGUAUGAAGCUCAAACUGUUGCAACACCUGCCCUUUGAAUUCAUGGCUGAGGCUGUGUUGUGUCUGUUCACCGUUUGAGUUCGAUAUUAAAUGAAGAGCAUUGAAUAAAGGAAGGUUUGAAUAGAAGAAUAAAGGUCUCCUCAGAAGGUAUAUGGAGUCCUGUUGAGAGCGUACAUGGAACAGUGGUUCCAUGUUCCGUGUACCAUGACUCCCGGAGGUCUGGUCUCCCUCCCGGAGUCAUCCUGUGGGAUGAAGGGAAUGAAGAGAUUUCUCAGAUUGAUUUAGGAGGUGAGGUAGUGUCCUCGGAGAGAUUAUACUGACCGGAUCCGUCUCAAAAUUAGAAAAAUAUAAUGCCGUCUGACUGAGACAGACACAGUCUCACAGGGGAUUGUCAGGGUAGAGGCAGGAAUGAUGUUUCCUUUGGCUGUGGUGAGGAAUGGGGGGUCACAGAAUCCGAGUUCACCUCAGCAGGACUGAGAUGAGGAGAAAUUUCCUCACACAGAGAGCAGGGAACCUUUGGAAUUUUCUCCACAAGGUUUCUGAAUUCGAAGGACAAAUUUUGGGGUUCUGCUCCAGUUUCCUUUUUCUACAGUCCGAGUUUACCUUUGCGCCUGGUUCUCCCUUGACCUUCAGCCUGUCCUUUUGCACAGGGGAGCGCUCACACACCGGAGCUCCAUCGGCAGCCGCUGCGGGCCAGCUCCCGGAUCCCAGCAGCAGGAGACAGGACCGGGAGGAAACUCCGGACAACAGGCCCCGAUCCACGGCGGGGAAAGACCGGGCUCCCCCUGUGUGGCUGAAACAUCUCACGGAAUCUCCGCCCGAAUCUUCACCUCCGCCAUCGGAAGGGUUCAAAACGCCGGCCGCUGUUGCAGCCUUUACCCGGGGAGCUGCUCCCAAUCUCGGGUCUCUCACCGGGUCCACUCGUUCCCGGUUCCAAACUUCGGUCCGCCUAGCGUCCAACCCACUGACACUCCUCAGCCAAUGGAGGCCAGAGUCUCCCAGCGGUGGUCUCUGAUUGGCUGUGAGUGUGUCCGAGGGCGGGCUGCUGCCGGGAGCCGGAGAUGUCAGUCACAGUUUGUUCUCAGAAUCAAAGCAAGUUCCCCGAGGCUCAAAGUUCAAAGUAAAUUUUAUUAUUAUUUUUAUUUUUUUUAAUUUUUAUUGAACACAAACAAAAACAGAAACACGAAACAUUUGCUAACAAAGCCAGGGAAUCACAUAAAAACAGCAAGAAAUAUAUAUCUAUUAACUUUAAAUAUACAAAUAAACAAGGAAAUCCACUCUAAAUAUUGCUGGACAGAAGGAACUGUAUCUAAGAGGAGUCACAAAACAGGAACAUUUACAGAGAUAACCCAAAACAUUGACAGAUUUGUCCAGUCUUUACAGCUUUCUGUUUAUGGGAAGUUUUCAGAGUGUAAGUGUAUAGUUUGAAGUCUGAUGUAAAGUCUAAAUGAAGGUUUCUUAUUGCUGUGAUUGCAUUUAUGGAUAUAAAAUUUGCUGCAAAUUAACAAAAGAUUGAUGAUAAAGAAAGAAUCCCUAUGAGAUUUGGUGUUAUUAAUAAACCCAAAUAAGACAUUUUGAAAACAAAAAGUAAAAUCCACAUUAAUAUAUUGAUCUAAAAAUUGACCAACAUCAACCCAAAAUGUUUUAACAUUUUCAGAAUCCCAAAACAGAUUAAAUAAAUCCUCUGGAUAUAAACCGCAAAAAGAACAGUUUGUUUCAAUAUCAGAAUUAAUCCUUGUCAAAUAAACAUUGGUUGGAUAAUAUCUAUGUAUAAUUUUAAAUAAGCCCCAAGAACUCCUCCAUUUCAGAUUCCCCAAGCGUCUAUUCCAGAAACUAACAGAGUACAUAUAAGUCGCCACAUACAACUCCUACAAACAUACAGAGCAAAGCUACAGAACGGUAACUAUAUCUGGAUCACUGAAAGAUCAGCAAGAGUGCGGAAGACAACAAACUUGGCCAAUGCAAACAAACAACGAGAACAUGAAAUAACCGCAGCGGCUGCCGAUAGCUGUCCGGUGCUCUCAGUGCUCCCUGUUCAAUCUGACAGGACAAGAAACAGUGAGACACAAAGGUAAACUCGUGUUGCAGAAAAACAGAAAUAGAAAAGGUGUGGCCAUUCGGCCCCUUGCACCACUUCUGCCCUUCAAUCAGAACAUGCUUGACUUUUGACCUCAGCACCACUUUCCCGCAACUUCCCAUCACCUCUGAGCCCUAGGAUAUGUCCAUUCAAUUUAGAAACCUUGUGGAGAUAAUUGCAAUGAUUCACUGCACUCUGGGUGAGGAAAUUUCUCCUCAUCUCAGUCCUGCUGAGUUGUCCUCGGAUUUUGAUUCUGUAAGCGCUGGUUCCACACCCUAUGGGAAACAUCAUUCCAGCCCUUCCGCGGUAAAUAUCCUGUGAGAUUGUAUUCCUCUAAUUCUGAGACAGGAAUGUGAUCUGUCUCAGACAAACCACCUCUUAUUUCACUCAGUUUGAGACAGUCCCAGUACGAUGAUUUGUUGUGGGAGCAUCUCUAUGGACCAGUGAGUGCAGUUGUCCUGUGUUGUUCCACAGCCCGAUGGCUGAGGGGUAGUAACCGUUCCUGACC
This is a messenger RNA of Hypanus sabinus (Atlantic stingray), 13685 nucleotides long. Its product is annotated as helicase SRCAP-like. NCBI's taxonomy places the organism in Eukaryota, Metazoa, Chordata, Chondrichthyes, Myliobatiformes, Dasyatidae. The coding region runs from base 1676 to 3610 and encodes 644 amino acids. The record is from RefSeq and is a predicted model, not a curated record. The transcript is spliced from 2 exons.